Messenger RNA from Rubroshorea leprosula, 2635 nucleotides. NCBI's taxonomy places the organism in Eukaryota, Viridiplantae, Streptophyta, Magnoliopsida, Malvales, Dipterocarpaceae. The record is from the annotation of a GenBank genome assembly.
UCAAUUAGCGACAAAAGUCAAUCCUUAAGUCAAUCACAACAACCACAAAUUAAUGAUUUUUUUGCAUAAAAUAAGAAGACUUAAAAUGAAGCAUUGACCUAGAAAGUCUAUAUCAACAAUAAUACAUGGAGAGUAAUGCAACACAAGUGGUUUUUGUAUUUGUGCCUGAUUUAGUUGUUCUUCAUCCAGCAAUGAGGAAUACGUUGUUUUGCAGGCUGCUUUCACAGACGAUAAGCAGAACAUUCCAUAGCAUUACAGAAAAUGUAGAUGGAGGGGAUCUUCAGGGCUCAAAUUGGGGAGGUAAAGAGAGAGAUCCCGUCUGCAUCUACAGAGUCCCCAUGGACAUUCGUGGUAUGGAACCCAGGGCCUAUUCUCCCCGCAUCAUCUCCAUCGGCCCCUAUCAUCACGGAGACAAGAAAAGACUACAAAAAAUGGAAAAGCUCAAAAAGCAAUCCAUUGACCGCCUCUUUGAGUCUACUCAGCCUAAUGGAGUCAAAAAACAUACGGUGAAGAAUGCUAUGGAAGAAUUAGAACAGGAGGCUCGUAGCUGCUAUGAGGAUCACAUUAAGAUUAGCAGAGAAGAUUUUGUGGAGAUGAUGCUGGUUGAUGGCUGCUUCGUCAUCGAGCUCUUCAGAGAGUUAAAACAGCACAACUUCAAAUAUGCUCCUUCUAUUCAAAGGUGGAUGCUGCCAAUUCUUCGCCGUGACAUGAUUAUGCUAGAAAACCAACUGCCAUUCUGUGUUUUGCAGAAAUUGUUUGAGUUGACAAGCAGUUCGGCAGAAUCAAAUACUUCUCUGGGAGAUCAAGCCCUUCAGUUUUUUGUCCCGCUGCUUCAAGGAGAUCCAACUCUAAAUUGCAUCAGUAAAGAAGUAACAGGGAGACACUUCUUGGAUCUCUUCCGGUCUAGUAUCCUCCCGACCGUAGAAGAAAAGAACAGGACAAGUGAUUCCUACAAGAGCACAGAAAGCAAAGGAAUGGAAACAAAUUUAACCAACACGAUGAGGUCUGCAACAGAGCUGGAAGAAGCAGGGUUCAUUAUCAAGAAAGGUAAAGCACGCCUUCUAGAUAUAGACCUUAAAAAAGAAGGAUGGCUGAAUAAAAGGGUUCUGAAAAUCCCUCCUCUUUACAUUGAUGAUUACAAGGGAACUCUGUUCCGCAACAUGGUAGCAUUUGAACAAUGCCACCGUGAGUGCAAACCAUAUGUUACAUCGUAUUUGUUCUUUUUUGAUGGUCUAAUAAACUCAGCUGAGGAUGUAGAACUUCUUCACCACAAACAGGUCAUCCACCAUUCUUUAGGUCGAGACAAAGAGGUGGCUGAGCUGGUCAAUAGCCUCUGCAAGGAAAUAACAUUUGAUGGUUACGAGUCAAAUCUACAAAAAGUUGUAUCUGAUGCUAAUAACCACUAUCAAAGUACGUUUGCUCAGAUCAGAGCAAAAUUGGUGCACCAUUACUUCAGGAGCUGGGUGGUUGGCAUCUCAACUCUUGCAGCUAUUAUAGGUAUCUAUCUCACCUUGAUUCAGACUGGCUGUACAGUUAGGAAACACUCCGAGUCUAAAACAGUAACUUUGUUAGCCUGCAUGAAACAUAGCAUUGUAGAUCCUUUGAUUGAUCACUUUAGUUUCACUUCCACAAAGGAGUCUAAAACAGUAACUUUGUUAGCCUGCAUGAAACAUAGCAUUGUAGAUCCUUUGAUUGGUCACUUUAGUUUCACUUCCACAAAGGAUGAAAGUGAGAGAUUGAAGUCAAAAUUAGCAAACCUUUUCUCUAGGAUCUUUAAUUUCACUUCCAUAAAGGGUGAAAGUGAGAGAUUGAAGUCUAGUUUCAUCACUUCCCCAAGGGAUGAUGAAACUAAUCAAGAAAAUCAAUCCGAGAAGACUUAAGUGGAUUCCCCAUAUCCUUAAUGCAUUAAUCCUUGGUGUGGGUCUCUCUCUCUCUGUGUCUCUUGGGUAGGACUAUCUUUUGGAGCUUUGUUAUCAACAUUUGUAUUUUAGUUUUAUAAUUACAUGGGUUAAUAUAAUAUAUGAUUAAGAAGUUCUGUUGUUAUUUAUCUUGAUUUCCUUUCUCCUCUCAACAAUUCAUCUUAAAAAAUAGAAUACCUAAGAAAUGUUGCAUAAGCAGAGAUCUCCACUAAUCAGAAGCAAGAAACACAAAAGACUCAAUCAGCAAACAUAGAAAUAAACUAUAGGGCAAAUCAUGAGAUAAAUUGCUGGAUCAACAAAGACAAGCUCAUAUAGCCAUAUUCAGAAACAUAUGGCCCUUACCUCCAAUAUGUGACGGAUGAUUUUCUUGGAAGAUUUCCUUCUUAAUUUUGCUGUGGCUGAAUUCCCCAGGAAUAAAUUGUAGAAAAAUGAACCAUACUUUUGUAUCCAUAGCUGGCAGGUCAUGAAAUGGGUUGAGUUGGGCUGCCUGGCCCAUUCAAGAUCUCUCCCUAGAACACAAGGCUGAUAAAUUUAGAAUCUGCAUUUCAAGGACUUCUAUACCUUUAAACAGAAGUGACAUGUCAAUAAUUGGGUGCUGAGACGUGGCAGGGUUUUUUAUCCUUUUUUCUUCUUUUUUGGUAGAAAAAUGGAACCAUGUGUAAAGAAUAGAUACUUCAAUCCUUCCAACAAGAAGGAGAACAAGUCCUUCAAUCCUG